Messenger RNA from Aspergillus neoniger CBS 115656, 1029 nucleotides. Its product is annotated as RTA1 domain-containing protein. The record is from RefSeq and is a predicted model, not a curated record. The transcript is spliced from 2 exons. Lineage: Eukaryota; Fungi; Ascomycota; Eurotiomycetes; Eurotiales; Aspergillaceae. Gene Ontology annotation, cellular component: fungal-type vacuole; plasma membrane. The coding region runs from base 1 to 1029 and encodes 342 amino acids.
AUGACCACCGUCACGGCCCCCGCGCCGUGGAUCACCAGCAGCCAACAAUGCACUCUGGAAACAUGUCCUAUGUCCUACGCCCACAUCACCUAUCUCCCCAACCUAGGUGGAAAUGCCUUCUACAUCGCUCUAUUCGCCUUCUUCAUCCCCGUCCAGCUCUACCUCGGCAUCCGACACCGCACCUGGGGCUACCUCUUCGGCGCCAUCUGCGGUCUCAUCCUUGAAGUACUGGGCUACAUAGGACGCAUCUACAUGCGACACAACCCAUUCAUUGACCGGUGGUUUAUCAUGUACCUCGUCUGCUUAACCAUCGCCCCCGCCUUCCUCAGCGGCGCCAUCUACGUCUCCCUCGCCCGGAUCGUCGGCGCCUACACGCCCCAACUCUCCCGAAUAAAACAGCGCAACUACUCCCUAAUCUUCAUCAGUUUCGACAUCAUCUCCCUCCUCCUCCAAGCCGCCGGCGGCGCCAUUACAACCUCGGACUCGGCCUUGGAAGUCCAAGACGGAAUCAACAUCAUGAUAGCCGGUCUCAGCUCACAAGUAGCCUCCCUAACCCUCUACAUCGUUAUCUGUCUCGACUACGCCUUCCGGAUCUACCGUCUCAGCGCGCGCAACCCCUCCCCUCCAUCAUCAUCAACAUCAAACAUGUUCCGCAUGGCAAACCACAGCAAGCAAGAAUCCGAAAGCCAAGACCUCGUCUCCUCCUCACGAGACUUGGUAACCCUAAACCCAGACUUCGCUAGCCUCCGGGCAAGUAAACGCUGGGAAGCGUUCCUAUUCUGCCAAGGGCUAGCAGUCAUAUGUAUUUACAUCCGGAGUUGUUUCCGGGUCGCGGAGCUGUGCGGGGGGUUUAGUAGCCAUUUGGCGAAUGAUCAGACGACGUUUAUGGUGUUGGAGGGGGCGAUGAUUAGUAUUGCGGUGAUUGCGAUGAGUAGUUGGGGGCAUCCCGGGGUGGGGUUUCAUGGGAGGUGGGAUGCGUUGAAUUAUCCCAUGUUUCAGAGGAAGAGGAAGGGGGUGGUGGAUGUUUAG